AUUUGCCUAAACAUAUAUAUUUUUAAACCAUUGAAAUCAUACAAUUUAUUUACAAACUAUUUAAGAUUUUAUUUUCCUAGAAGAUAAAUAACACGUCCCAAAAAAGGAAAAACAAAACUUGCAGAAGCCAAAACAGAUGCGUAUCUCCGCCUAUGAUUCUGCUCAGCUGAUUGUAUUCCAAGAUGGUCGCGCUAUCAUCUUCUAUAAGUAUUUUAUUUAAUAUAAUUAACACUGCAAUUAGUGAUGAAUACUAUCACUAUGAAGCUAGAAAACAAACAUUCUAUAUUGCCAUCCUCUAAAAUUAAAGGAAAGGAUUCAGUGGUUGGAAAAAAGUCUAAAAACCUUAGGAAAAAAUCUAUCGCUGCUAACACUGACAAAGACGCCUCGUUAAUUGAUCAUGGCCUGGGACGUAAAUCCAGCGAAAUAAAUUAUGACUUUAAUGAUUCAAAAUCAUCUAAUCCUAUGGAACAGAGUUCCUCUAAAAAAUCACGAUGUAAAAAAAAUUGCACUAAGAGUAAUGACAAAACAAUAACAACAUCUAAGACAAUGCAUGAACGUUUGCAGCAAAUUUUAAGCCCAUCUUCAAAAGACAAAAUUUCUAGUAUUUUGAAUGAAGUCAAAUCUUUAUCCGAUGUGGAAAAGUUAUUUUUAUAUUUGCAAUUACCCACUGGAUCACCCUUUGAAGUUGACCCUUUUAAAAUCAGAAACCAAAAUCCUCUUGGGAAGAAAGCAGAUGAUGAGGGCAUGAUUGCUGUAACCUGGAUUCAAAGCCAUCUUGAAGAAGAUCCUGAAGUUUCUCUACCCAAGCAAGAAGUGUAUGAUGAAUAUCAAUCUUAUUGCCAUAUGACUGGCACGGAUGCUCUUUGUGCAGCUGAUUUUGGUAAAGUUAUGAAGCAGAUAUUUCCAUCUGUUAAACCAAGGAGACUUGGUACUAGAGGAAAUUCCAGAUACUGUUACAGUGGUUUAAGGAAGAAAUUAAAUUUGAAGCCCCCUUCUUUGCCAGAUAUAAAUACUGAUCCUGAAAGCUGUGAUGCACCGGCAGAGAACAUUAAAGAUGAAGUUACUUCAGCUUCUUGUCAUAUACUCUUUGAAUGGGCUGAAAAACUUCUUGGAUUUAAGUUCACUUCUUUGAAGGAAUUGGCUUCACAUCUCUUAGAAAAUAUGUAUGUUGAUAACCGGUCAGUGGCUGCUUUCACCGUUCUUUUGGAAGGAUCUCCUCAACUUUUAGAGAAAGGGUUUUCUAACUGUGAAGGAGGAAUAAAGAAAAGUGAAGCUCAAGUUCAUUUGCAGCGAAAAAUACAAGAAAAAGAAUUGAUUAAGGAGCAAAAGAAGAAACUUCAAGAGCAACGCUCAAAUUUUACUUCUGCGAGUAAAGGUAAAGUGUCUGUACCUAAAAAAAAGAAUGCAAAAUCAAGAAAAUCCAAAGUUCUUUCUGAAAAAUCCGACAUAAGUUCUGAAAAAGAGAUUGACUUAAUAUUAUCUCAAAGUAUAAAAGAAAAUUCUCUUACAAGUUCUUCAGAAUCAUCAUCCAUGCAAGUGGAUAAAAAUUUAAUAGAGAAGGUUAUUAAAGAAGAGGAUAUGGAUCUUGAAUUAAUUGUUGACAUGGAACAAGUAGUAAAUGAUACACCCACCAGUUCAAACAGUAAUACACAAUCUUCUCCCAGUAAGCCUAGUGAACCAUGCUCUGAAAAUGUUUUAAAACUUGAAGAUACAUCAACUAAAAAUACUAAAAUAAUAAUUCCAAGAAGUAAGACUCCUGUCUGCAUAUCACAAAGCCUUCCUGGCAUAAUUAUUGUGCCCUCUCUGCCACAAAUUGCUGAGAUCGGCAAACAAGUUUCUCCUAAGUACAAAAAAAUACAGCCAAAGCCAUUGAAAGGGGAUGCCUUGUCUGCCAUGGCUAGAUCCAGAGCUGGUUCUUUAGGCUCAACUUCUAUUAAUAAGCCUAAAUCUAAAACCAAUGAUGGUCGGCAUAGCUCACAUGCAUGGCUUCAAUCCUCUUCGAGUCCAGAAGGUAAUGACUUUUUUGUUAAAAGCAACACUUCAAACACUAGAACUGUUUUGCUAUCCUCCACUCAGAAAACAUUAAAGAAAAAUUGUUUUAUAGUACCGAAAGAAAAGACCUCUGACAAACUUAAAGAAGAUUUACGUUUUUCAUUAGAAAACCAGAGUUCUAGUGCUUUCAAGGAUGUUAAACUUCAAGCAAAUUCUGAUCCAAACCAAGUGUCGAUUGAAAGUUCAGGUGGUUCCAUCUUAAAAUCUAAUCCCUUAAGGAAAUCAAGUCUUCCCUCUAAAGAAAGUAACGCUCUCAAAAGACCUUUAGAUGAAAGUAGAAGUAAUCUUAAAUCAAAGAAGCUGUUAUUGGAUGCAAAUGCGAUGGAAUCUUCUUAUCAAGACUUGCCAUCGUCAGUUAAAGUUCAAAAUGUUCCUAGUCGAAGAUUGUCUGUUCAGCAAAAUGCUGCAGCUGAAGAAGUGAGCAUACAUGAGAUAGAAGGUGAUGCCUUAAACGAUUACUACAGAGGAAAUAAUUGCCAAACAUUGCUCCCUUCAUCUAUGUUAGUAGUUGAAGACAAAGACUCGAAAAAGGAAAAACAGGAUUUUAACAAAAAUAUAUCUCAAUUGCGUAUGUUACUUGAGCAAAAAAUAUCGUGUAGUCAAUCAAAUCCUUUAUUAUUGAAUUCUUUGAAAGAUAUUUCCAAAAGUGAUCUUUCUCUUCAUUUAAAUCAAAAAGAAACUUUGUUUUAUUCAAGUGAUGUUAAUUUAGGAGAGGGAAAAUUAACAACAGAACAGGAACAAUCUGAUAAAGUUAAUUUAAAUUUGUGUUCCCUUUCCUUUGAAGAGGAGAAACAAAUCAAAAAUAUAUCCCAACUUGAAACUAUUGAGAAAUUUCUAGAUUCCCAUUUGGCGUCACAAGACCAGGUGAAUGAGCCAAAUGCAUACAUUUCUGAUGCCAACAUUUAUUUGACAAAUCCUAAAACCAAUUUCCAACAAAUUGAUAUGGACUUGCCAGACUUUCAACAAAAUCUAAUAAAUUCAAACAGUGAUUUGUUGACUUCAGACUUGAUGGAUAAUCUAGAAUAUGGUACACCUCAGAUAAACAAUACUGCUCUUCCUGUCCGUGUUAACACUUACACUCAAGUACCCUCUGUUCCCCAAAGUCCCAAUACUAGAAGACGGGCUUUCAAUUUUAUGCCUAUAUCUCCCAGCCAUACCCCAAUACCUGAUAUGAGUGGAAGUGUGUCAUCGCCAAUACCUAAUCAGUUUCCAAGAAAUAUGAUGUCGAUUGGUGUUGGUCCUUCUCAACCACCUAGUAAUGCUGGUAGUCCUUUUGUUUCACCUAGAUCGACACCAGUAUCCACCUGUAGGUCUAGGCACAGCUCUGGACAAAGUACCUCUCGACACACCCCUUUCCAAAACUUUGAUUCUGGUGUUUCUUCAGUUUCUUCUUCGCCUUUUAUUUCGCCACAGCCAACACCUGUAAGUCGUUUGAGACAUAAUUCUAGCCAUAGUUCUAACAAAACUGUUACAUUUUGUUCAGUAAAUAGCCCACAUAUAAUAAACUCAUUAUCAACUUCUAGCCGUUCUAGGCAUAAUUCUGGCCCUGGUGUUCAACAUUUAUCAGGAAACUUAAAUGCUAGGACUAAUCCCUUGUCACCUUUAGUUGCUGAACCUCAGCCUAGUUUUAUAUUCCCGCCAGGGAAUGAAUUGAGAUAUCGACAUAACUCAGACUCGAAUACCACUUCCUUAUCUCCAGUUUCCGAACAGACUUCAUCUUCGAGUAGUUGCACAAGCAAUCUCCCAGAUCUUACCAGUGUUAAUGAUUUGGCUCUGUCUCAAUCAUUUUUAAAUGAUAGCGCCGCUGACUUACUUAUCAGCGGCAACUCUUCCAACUUUAAGCAAGUUCGUCAGAGACACGCCUCCAGUUCUGUCAUAUAUAGCAAAUCGUAUGUGGCUGCUAAAGAUCCUUUCUCCCCAGAAAUUCAAAACUUAUUAAAAAAUGAACAAAUUAGCGGAGCCACUAACAAUCAGCUUAGCAAUCGGAGCCAAUCUGUACCGUUACAUCAAAUGCUCCAAAAUUUGAACAAUUUUUAUUUCCUGAAUGCUCCAAUCGAUGAAGUUUCUACUAAAUCCCAUCCUACGACGCCUGUUCUGAAUCAGGCAUUCUCGUUUCCUCUCUUGAAUUCGAAUCAAGAGAACGCUUUACUAUCUGCUGAACUCCUGAAUAGUGACAAGUCAUUCUCCCAGAACUGGUCUGGUUUGGAAAAUACUGGAGAUUUGGAAGUGAGUAAUGCUCGACGCAACCUAGCCGGUUUGCUCGACCCACCACUUAGUGAUGAUUUACAGACAACACUGGAAGAUCUGAGAGAUUGUGAUAACGACUUUUCGAAAUUUGCGCAAGAGCUGGAGCUGAAUCCAAACGAGGAUGGCAAUCUGUAAUGCACUUUCGAGUUUAAUAAUAAUAAUAAUAAUGGCCUUUAUGUAAAAUUAGAUUUAUUUUCAUGUAUAUGCUUGUAGAUUUAUACAUUUGUUUUUCCUAUUGUUGAAUGUUAUUCCUUUGUACAGUUAAAUGCUCUAAUUUUGUAUUUUAGUGAUGGGGCAAACUAAGUACUUCGUUUAGCCCAUAUCCAUGAAUAUAUUUUUAAAAUUGAAAUUAUUUACUCUCUAAUUAAAUGAGGAUGAUUUCAAAUUUCGUUAAUAUUCUAGUAGGUUUAUGUUGUAUGCAUUUGAGGUAUUCAGUAUUAAAACCUGCGUAAUCUAUACUAAAGAGAGUUCGGAGAAAAUUAAUUUUGAACUUUAACCCAUAAAUUCAAGGAGUUAAUAAUGUUUU
Molecule: messenger RNA, 4825 nt
Organism: Parasteatoda tepidariorum (common house spider)
Lineage: Eukaryota; Metazoa; Arthropoda; Arachnida; Araneae; Theridiidae
Biological process (GO): regulation of transcription by RNA polymerase II
Molecular function (GO): DNA-binding transcription factor activity, RNA polymerase II-specific; RNA polymerase II cis-regulatory region sequence-specific DNA binding
Source: RefSeq, a predicted model, not a curated record